GGGGGGGGCGUGUCCGUCUCCGUACGCGGCGCCCCCGAAGCCUCCGGUCCCGGUCCCGGUCCCGGCCAUGAAGUUCCUGUACAAGGAGGAGCACCCGUUCGAGAAACGGCGCUGCGAGGGCGAGAAGAUCCGAAAGAAAUACCCGGACCGCGUCCCGGUAAUCGUGGAAAAGGCGCCCAAGGCUCGAAUCGGGGACCUGGACAAGAAGAAAUACCUGGUGCCCUCGGACCUGACAGUGGGACAGUUUUAUUUCCUGAUCCGGAAGCGGAUUCACCUCCGCGCCGAGGACGCCCUUUUCUUCUUCGUCAACAACGUCAUCCCCCCAACUUCGGCCACCAUGGGGCAGCUCUACCAGGAGCAUCACGAGGAAGAUUUCUUUCUCUACAUCGCCUACAGCGACGAAAGCGUCUAUGGGGCCUGAGCCCCCCCCGCCCCGCAGCCCCCCGACCCCCCCGCGGCAUCAAUAAACGCCAUGGAGCCGCC
Messenger RNA from Cuculus canorus (common cuckoo), 483 nucleotides. RefSeq names its product GABA type A receptor-associated protein (gene GABARAP). The transcript has 4 exons. Bases 68 to 421 code for a protein of 117 amino acids. NCBI's taxonomy places the organism in Eukaryota, Metazoa, Chordata, Aves, Cuculiformes, Cuculidae. Gene Ontology annotation, biological process: cellular response to nitrogen starvation; autophagy of mitochondrion; autophagosome assembly. Gene Ontology annotation, cellular component: autophagosome membrane; cytosol; autophagosome. The record is from RefSeq and is a predicted model, not a curated record. Gene Ontology annotation, molecular function: ubiquitin protein ligase binding; GABA receptor binding.